Heterobilharzia americana is the source of this 1839-nucleotide messenger RNA. The record is from the annotation of a GenBank genome assembly. NCBI's taxonomy places the organism in Eukaryota, Metazoa, Platyhelminthes, Trematoda, Strigeidida, Schistosomatidae.
AUGACAACAAAUGGAGUAAAAUUUAAACAAAUGGCUACAAAGCUAAAAGAAUUUGGAUUGAAUUCUGUGAAUAUCAGCUUGGACAGUUUAAAAUCAGAACGACUGAUAAAAUUGACUGGACAAGCUAUAUUCAAGCAUUCAAUGGCGGCUGUAAUAAAAGCAGUAGAAAUUGGAUUUGAUAAUGUUAAGAUCAAUUGUGUAGUUAUGAAAGGUUUCAAUGAUGAUGAAUUAUGCAAUUUUGUUGAAUUAACACGAUAUCUACCUAUUGAAGUACGCUUCAUUGAGUAUAUGCCAUUUGCUGGAAACAACUGGGAAAUAUCUAAGUUGUUCUCGUAUAAACAAAUGUUGAACGUUGUACAAACUUCAUAUCCAAAUUUAGUUCGCUUGGAUGGUAAAUCAUCAAAUGUGUCAAAAGUGUAUCAAAUACCAGGAUGGUUAGGCAGGGUUGGUUUCAUCACUUCAAUGACUGAGAAUUUUUGUUCUGGAUGUUCACGUUUGCGUCUAACUGCUGAUGGUAACCUAAAAGUAUGCUUACAUGGAAAUGAUGAAGUUAGCCUAGUGGAAAUAUUGCGCAAGACAAACUUCAGUGCAAUUACAGAAGAUGAUAUUAUUCACUUGUCGAAACUUGAUUCAAAUACUUUCACACUAGUGAAUGAAAUAUAUGAUCAACUUGAUAAAAUUGUGGAUAAAAUUUUAGCUAAAAAGUUAGCCAGUCACAAAGGUGCUAAUCAGCUUGCAUCAAGUGUAAAUCGACCGAUGGUUCGAAUCGGUGUAGUUUGCAUUGGACUUAUUGAUGACUUCUUAAGGGCAUCGAUGCAUAUGUUACAUGAAUCCAAAGCUGGUAUAAAAGGAAAUUUAUACCGAUACUACCCUAUAAAGAAAUAUUUUUCCAGUCUAAAACACUAUCCUCUACAUAUGAAAAUGAAUCAUCAUGUUCUGAUUAAUUGUUUCAAGCGUGCUAUUGAACCAAACUUCUCAAGUAAUUUUAAAAAAUCAUCGCGCCAAAUGAGUAUAACAGAAAAACAAAAUCAUGAUGAAGUCCAAGAAGAUAUGUCUCACUCGCCUAGAAUGGUUGACAUUACACCUAAAGCUAUUAAGUCAUUCAAUGGCGACGGAAACAGACACAAUAUGCUUGCAACAAUACGUUCAGCGAAAGCAGAAGCUUUUAUUUGUAUUGAUGAUUAUUUAAAACAAUUUAUACGCGCUCAGUGUAUUACAAACAAUAGCUCAGAUAUGACUAUGAAUGACAUUGAUAAUAACACUGAUGAUACUCAUAGUGAAGAACUGUAUGAACUCCUAACUCCAAAAGGUGAUGUCUUUACAGUAGCUAGUCUAGCUGGAAUACAGGCUGCUAAACAAACUUCAACAAUUAUACCACUGUGUCAUCAAGUAUCUCUAUCACAUGUUUCAGUGAAUAUUGGCUAUCGGUUAGGAAAGAUUCAUAUACAAUCACAAGCUAAAGCAGUCGGUCAGGCUACUGGUGUAGAAAUGGAAGCGUUAACAGCCGUCUCCGUUGCUGCACUAACAGUGUACGAUAUGCUGAAACCACUACGAAAAGGAUCAAUUAUAAUCGAGAAAAUUGAGCUAUUAGAAAAACUUGGAGGAUCAAAAGGGUCUUGUGUGAAGAUUUCUCCGAAAUAAAAAGUGACUGAUAACCUGCAUAUUUCUUACAUUCCGGUUGGGUUAUCAGAUGGUUCAGGUAUAUCAGGUGGAGUAUGUUAAAGUCUCAGUUUGGGCAGGUUUGAUUUUUCAAAGAUUUUCUAGUGAAAUAUUUCUGUUCAAGGACCUUAACAUCAAGCCGUACAAUCUCAUUUAUUAGUAGUAAAAACUAGAGCGUUG